This is a messenger RNA of Dama dama (fallow deer), 2831 nucleotides long. It is a transcript of the gene SPTY2D1, whose product is annotated as SPT2 chromatin protein domain containing 1. Gene Ontology annotation, biological process: regulation of DNA-templated transcription; nucleosome assembly. NCBI's taxonomy places the organism in Eukaryota, Metazoa, Chordata, Mammalia, Artiodactyla, Cervidae. Bases 196 to 2247 code for a protein of 683 amino acids. Gene Ontology annotation, cellular component: nucleolus. Gene Ontology annotation, molecular function: DNA binding; histone binding. The transcript has 6 exons. The record is from RefSeq and is a predicted model, not a curated record.
CGGGCCUGAAAGGAUACUGGCCUCUGGAGGAAAGUGGGCGGGCAGACGGCAUUGGAAAGCGCCGGAAGUGGUCGUGCAGAGGAGGGGUGGGAGAGAGGCUGGCCAGACAGAUCAUUAGGCUGUUGCUGGUCGCCUCGGUAAGGCGCGCUUUCCCUCCUCUCCGAGAGGCUGGCCCAGUCCUCCUCCUCGACCAGAAUGGACUUUAGGGAAAUUCUCCUGAUAGCUUCCAAAGCGCAGGGUGUCAACAACGUGCCGAAAAGAUACAGUUUGGCAGUGGGACCUCCCAAAAAAGACCCAAAAGUUAAGGGUGUCCAGUCAGCAGCUGUCCAGGCUUUUCUCAGAAGGAAAGAAGAGGAGCUCAGACGAAAAGCCUUAGAAGAGAAGAGGAGAAAAGAAGAACUAGUGAAAAAGCGAAUUGAGCUGAAACAUGACAAGAAGGCAAGAGCUAUGGCCAAGAGGACAAAGGAUAAUUUCCACGGUUACAAUGGGAUUCCUGUUGAGGAAAAGUCAAAGAAGAGGCAGGCAAUGCAAAGUCACGCUCGCCAAGGAGCAGACCAAGAGUACGAGGUGGAAGAAGAGGAUGAAUUCUUAGAAUACAAUCAAGCAGAGUCAGAGCAGGAGUACGAGGAAGAGCAAGAACCUCCCAAAGUUGAAAGCAAACCAAAGGUCCCCCUUAAAAGUGCCCCACCAGUCAUGAACUUCAGUGAUCUACUCAGGCUGGCUGAGAAAAAGCAGUACGAGCCGGUGGAGAUAAAGGUAGUGAAGAAGACAGAAGAGCGGCCCUUGACUGCAGAAGAACUUAGGGAGCGGGAAUUCCUUGAACGAAAGCGGAGGAAAAGGACACCUGAGACAGAUGCAAGACCACCGCCAACCAGAAGAGUACCCUCUCAGAAAGAAAGUGUGGGCACAAAGCUUAGCAGAGGCUCUGGAGACAUGCAUCCUGCUUCCAAGGGUACUGUCCUUCCUCAUCCUGAGAAGAGACCCAGACCCAGCACAGCUGAUGAAAAGCGCUUGCAUUUGUCUUCGUCCAAAUCCGUGCCGGGGGAGAGGACCAAAGUAGCCCCUGGCAGUUGCUCCCAACCCUCGCUUCAUGAGGGCCGUGAUAGACCUGUUUUCAAUGGGGCUGGAAAGCCCCACCCCAGCACCUAUUCACCAAGUGUCCCAAAGACUUCUGCUAAAGGGCCUCAGAAAUCUGCUCCCGAGCACAAAGCCAAAAAAUCUCCUCCCCAUCCUAGCCAUUCCAGGCCUGGGCCCAUGGCCACCCCACACAAUAAGGCCAAGAGUCUGGGUGUCCGGCCACCAGGCAGCAGCUCCAGCCCAGCCCCUGGGCGGCCUAGCACAGGGACUGCCCGGCCCACGGUUAGUCCUGGCCCCAUGCCCAAGCGCCAGAAUGGCAGCUCCAACUCAGGACCCGGGCGAUCAGUCAGUGGGAACAGGAAGCCAGCCAGUGACUUCAGUCCCCCAGGACGGACAGUCAGUGGUACAAGUGGCCUUGGUCGACCUGCAAGCAGCUCAGGUGGCCCUGGGCGACCUGUCAGUGGCUCCGGUGGUUCUGGGCGACCCAUGGGCAGCUCUGGGGGCCCUGGGCGGCCUGUAAGCAGUCCACAUGAACUUCGACGACCAGUGAGUGGCUCAGGCCCCCCUGGGCGAUUGGUCAGUGGCCCUGGCCGGUCGAUCAGUGGCCCAGCUCCAGCUGGACGACCUGUCAGCAGUUCAGGCCCUGGUAGACCAGUGAGCAGCUUGGGACCUGGGCGAACUGUUAAUACCUCAGGUCCCCCUCUGAAGCCCAAAUGCACUGUUGUCUCAGAAACAAUUUCUUCCAAGAAUAUAAUCAGCCGGCCCAGCAAUGGACAGAUGAAUGGAAUGAAGCCAUCCUUAUCUGGCUACAGAUCUGCCCAUGGUCCUCAAAGGCUUCCCUUUCCUAGUGGUUACAAAAGGCAGCGAGAAUAUGAAGAGGAGGAAGAUGAUGAUGAAGAGUAUGACUCUGAAAUGGAAGACUUUAUUGAAGAUGAAGGAGAACCUCAGGAAGAAAUAUCCAAGCACAUUCGAGAAAUCUUUGGCUAUGACCGAAAGAAAUACAAAGAUGAAAGCGAUUAUGCCUUACGUUACAUGGAGAGUAGUUGGAAGGAGCAGCAGAAAGAAGAAGCGAAGAGCUUAAGAUUAGGUAUGCAAGAAGAUUUAGAGGAAAUGAGACGUGAAGAAGAAGAAAUGAGACGUCGAAAGGCCAAGAAGCUGAAGAAGCGUUAGCUGCUGCUUUUAUUUUUGUGAACUUCUGAAGACUGCUGCAAAGAAGUCCUGCCUUCAGACUGAAGAAGCCCCUUAUCAUUUUAGAAUUCUAGUUGGGUACUCAAGGAGAAGGAAUGCAUACUAUCAUCUAUCUUCAGGCUGUCGUUAGAGCAUAAAGUAUUUUCACAUACUUUGCAGGGUGAAAUCGUAAUGCAGAUGACAUAACGCCCAGUGAGUGCUCUUACGAAGCUAACUAUUCACAGGAGCCAGCCUUGAUCCUCAUGAGCUAUGCACUCUCAUGUGGGGCCACUCACAAUUCAGCCAAUCUUGUAUUACUUUGCUACUCUAAAAAGGAAAAGGAAGGAUUGCUCCUUUACUUCCAUAAUUCUGCUGAUGCGUGAGUAUGGGGCUGCCUGGCUCCCAAUCAAAUUUGUCUUUUGAUGAGGAACCUGGCCCUUCCAGGAAUGCUGCCAGCAAUAAAGUGACCAGUCCUAAUCUCUGUGUUUGGAUUGAGAACUUGAAAAUGUAGAGUAGGUGUUAUAAUUAUAUGGAUGUCAUUUCUGUGACUUUGAAGUAAAAAGUAGAAUAAAUUGUAUUCUGCAUUA